This is a messenger RNA of Syzygium oleosum, 822 nucleotides long. RefSeq lists its product as uncharacterized. The record is from RefSeq and is a predicted model, not a curated record. Bases 17 to 706 code for a protein of 229 amino acids. Lineage: Eukaryota; Viridiplantae; Streptophyta; Magnoliopsida; Myrtales; Myrtaceae. The transcript has 2 exons.
CAAGAUAAUCAAAACAAUGGCUCUUUCAUCUUAUUUCUUGCUCUCCUUCGUCCUAAUCGUUGCAUCUCUAAGUAAAAUCCAGGCCGUCGAAUUCACCGUCUCCAACACAGUCCCGAACACUAAAGGCGGUGCGAUCUUCGCAGAUCGGAUCGGAGACGCGUACGCUCGGCAGACCAUGAUUGCAGCCACCAACUUCAUAUGGCAGGUCUUCCAGCAAGCGACCGCGGCUGACCGGAAAGAUGUGGCUCGUGUGAGGUUAAUCAUUGAUAACUUAUACGAUGUAGCAGCCGCAACGGGCAGUGAAAUCCAUUUCAGUGCUAACUAUGUCAGGGAAAUACAAGGUGAUAAGGAAGAGUUCACCGGCAUAAUGUACCAUGAGAUGACGCAUGUGUGGCAGUGGGACGGAAGAGGGAACCCAAGCGCAAGGAAAGUAAUCGAGGGUAUCGCCGAUUUCGUGAGGCUGAGGGCGAAUCUAGCGCCGGCGACGUGGCCCAGGCGGGGGGCGGGGAACUGCUGGGGCGAGAGCUCCACCGUGACGGCCUAUUUCCUAGAUUACUGCGAGAGUCGGAGGAACGGGUUUGUGGCGGAGCUCAACAAGAAGAUGAGAGAUGGCUACAGUGAUGACUUCUUCGUGCAGUUGCUAGGAAGGACGGUCGAUCAACUGUUUAGCGAGUACAAGGCCCGGUUCGGAGGGGCGGCUGAGUAGAUGUGUUGCUGUUUCUAAAGCUUGUUCUAUGCACUAUCCAUGAGAAUAAAACCUUCAUAGGUCAAAUAAAUCAUGGAUUUGAGUGAUAAAUUAAGAAUAAAACAUCUCUUGCCUAA